AUGUAUCCGUCGACCCAUUCCUAUGAGGCGUACCGUCAGGCUGCAGUUAAGUUCGAAGAAGCUUGUAAAUCUGCCAUACCGCAUUACCUUAAUAAAUUUGCAACUGAUUUGAACUCGUCAUCUAAAAAAUGGUGGAGUUUCAUGAAACAUACAAUUGAUAAACACCGUUCAUCAUCUAUACCACCUUUGCUUGAUACAAAUACUGAUUUAUUAGUUAGCGAGCCUCUUGAUAAGGCCGAAUUACUUAACCAUUAUUUUGCAAAAGUUUGCACAUCUUCUCAGAAUAAUCCGACGUUCCCUAUGUUAGCACCUCCGCGCGUUGUUAUGUCGCAGUUUCAUAUUUAUGAUACUGAAGUCUUUGAAUUAUUAUCAAAUUUAGACGCAGCAAAAUGUUGUUCGCCUGGCAUCAUAAACAGAAUGUUGUUAGAGGCAGCGCCUUCUAUUACAUCGAUAUUAGCUGCUGUUUUCAACGAGUCGCUUAACACUGGCAUUUUUCCUGAGUCUUGA
Didymodactylos carnosus is the source of this 507-nucleotide messenger RNA. The record is from the annotation of a GenBank genome assembly. NCBI's taxonomy places the organism in Eukaryota, Metazoa, Rotifera, Eurotatoria, Philodinida, Philodinidae.